Saccharomyces cerevisiae S288C is the source of this 1206-nucleotide messenger RNA. RefSeq names its product Eaf3p (gene EAF3). Lineage: Eukaryota; Fungi; Ascomycota; Saccharomycetes; Saccharomycetales; Saccharomycetaceae. Gene Ontology annotation, biological process: regulation of DNA-templated transcription; chromatin organization; chromatin remodeling. Bases 1 to 1206 code for a protein of 401 amino acids. The record is from RefSeq and is marked reviewed. Gene Ontology annotation, cellular component: H4 histone acetyltransferase complex; nucleus. The transcript has a single exon.
AUGGUUGAUUUGGAGCAGGAAUUUGCGCUCGGUGGGCGGUGUCUGGCAUUCCAUGGUCCUCUUAUGUAUGAAGCAAAGAUCUUGAAAAUAUGGGAUCCAUCUUCGAAAAUGUAUACCAGCAUUCCUAAUGACAAGCCAGGUGGUAGUUCACAAGCAACUAAGGAAAUAAAGCCACAAAAGCUGGGAGAAGAUGAAAGCAUUCCAGAAGAGAUCAUUAAUGGGAAGUGUUUUUUCAUACAUUACCAAGGCUGGAAGUCGAGUUGGGAUGAGUGGGUUGGAUAUGAUAGGAUACGGGCCUACAAUGAAGAGAAUAUUGCCAUGAAAAAAAGACUGGCGAACGAGGCGAAAGAAGCUAAGAAAUCGUUACUGGAACAGCAGAAAAAAAAGAAGCUCUCCACUAGUCUGGGAGGGCCUAGUAAUGGUGGAAAAAGAAAGGGAGACAGCCGCUCGAAUGCUAGUAUAAGUAAGAGCACUUCACAGAGUUUUUUAACAUCUUCAGUGAGCGGCAGGAAAAGCGGAAGAAGUUCCGCUAAUUCCCUCCAUCCUGGCAGCUCUUUGCGCUCGUCAUCCGACCAAAAUGGGAAUGAUGACCGCAGAAGAUCUUCUUCGCUAUCGCCAAAUAUGCUACAUCAUAUUGCCGGCUAUCCAACCCCCAAGAUUUCCCUUCAAAUUCCCAUAAAAUUGAAGAGCGUGUUAGUCGACGAUUGGGAAUACGUAACGAAGGACAAAAAAAUUUGCAGACUACCCGCUGAUGUGACGGUAGAGAUGGUACUGAAUAAAUACGAACAUGAAGUGAGUCAAGAAUUGGAAUCGCCAGGGUCCCAGUCACAGUUGAGCGAAUACUGUGCCGGUCUCAAGUUGUAUUUUGACAAGUGCCUGGGUAAUAUGCUUUUAUAUAGGUUGGAACGGCUGCAAUAUGACGAACUUCUGAAAAAAUCAUCGAAGGAUCAAAAGCCACUAGUACCAAUUAGAAUUUAUGGGGCUAUCCAUCUGUUAAGGUUGAUAAGUGUUUUACCAGAGCUGAUCUCGUCUACUACAAUGGAUCUACAAAGCUGUCAGCUUUUAAUCAAACAAACCGAAGACUUCUUGGUUUGGUUGUUGAUGCAUGUGGACGAAUACUUCAAUGACAAGGAUCCAAAUAGAAGUGACGAUGCUCUGUAUGUAAAUACGUCUAGCCAAUACGAAGGAGUGGCUUUAGGUAUGUGA